Eriocheir sinensis (Chinese mitten crab) is the source of this 1327-nucleotide messenger RNA. RefSeq lists its product as uncharacterized. NCBI's taxonomy places the organism in Eukaryota, Metazoa, Arthropoda, Malacostraca, Decapoda, Varunidae. The record is from RefSeq and is a predicted model, not a curated record. The transcript is spliced from 5 exons. Bases 170 to 1327 code for a protein of 385 amino acids.
UUUUUUUUUUUUUCAUGUGUGCUACAUCUACUCCCUCCUGUUCUCAUUUCACAUCUUUAUUCCUCCUGUUCUCAUUUCACAUCUUUAUUCCCUCCUGUUCUCAUUUCACAUCUAAAGAUGGCUGUAACACCUAGUGGAAGUCUUUAUACGAGAAGAUAAUCAUCAAUGGAUGUGGAAACGAGCAGUCUGGCUUGAGGGAAAACGAGAAGAGGAGCAUACUGUACCAUGUAGCUGGAUCGAUGAGGAAGAGCAAGUCUUAUAUUGGCCUCAAGGUGUAAAUGCAGAGAAGGCAUUGAGGUCUCAACAACACCCGGACUUAAAAUCUUGGAGGAAAUUCCGUUUGGUUAAAGUGAAAAUAUCAUCAGAUAGUUACCAAGACUGUGAAGAUUACCUGCACACAUCUACAGUUGAGGAUACUCUGAGCAGUGCUGACUCUGAUGGUGAUAGUAAUGGUGUAUCAAGGAUCAAGAGAAAACGUCCUAAGAAGAUCCUUCCAGAUGGCUUUGUCAGUAGCCAGGAUAUGCGUGUGUUGCAGGAAGUUACUCCAGCCAAGACAAAGAAAGGGAUUUCACCUCUGAACAAGGUUCCAGAUCCUCCUCAAAAGCUGCCUUCACUACCAAAUGGGGCCACACCAUCACCUCAGUCUCAAACGUCAUCUACCAGAAGCAGAAGUGUAACUUCUACUUCAUUUCUAAGAAGGUCAAGUUCUUCUGAUUGUGAUUGGGAUGUGGAUGAACAACGUUCUCCAAUGUCUGGAUCUAGCCAAGAUUAUUACAAGUCUUGCAACCUGGCCAUACCAAGAAACUUAAGAAUGACAGCCAUAACAGCCUGGACCGACCUCAGCAACAUUACAGUAAGAACCAAAAAGAACAACAUGACAUCAGGGACCAACAAGAACUACAUGACAGCAGGAGCCAACAAGAACGCCGUUUCAGUAGGGACCAAGAACAGCAUCACAUCAGGGACCGACAAGAACAACAUCACAUCAGGGAUCAACAAGAACAUUACAGUAGGGACCAAGAACAUCUCAUCAGGGACCGACAUGAACUACAUGACAUCAGGGAUCAAGAAGAACCACAUUACAGUAGUGACCAAGAACAUUACACCAGGGACCAACAAGAACUACAUGAAAUCAGGGACCAACAAGAACGACAUUACAGUAGGGACCAAGAAAAACAACAUCACAUCAGGGACCGACAAGAACCACAUUACAGUUGGGACCAACAAGAACGACGUGACAUCAGGGAUCAACGUACCAGACGUGAUCAACAUAACCCCUGCAGCCCACCCUAUCACACUGGCAGGGAUGAACGCCAAAUGCAGCUAG